Molecule: messenger RNA, 1695 nt
Organism: Musca vetustissima
Lineage: Eukaryota; Metazoa; Arthropoda; Insecta; Diptera; Muscidae
Product: prolyl 4-hydroxylase subunit alpha-1-like
Exons: 6
Coding region: 1-1695 (564 amino acids)
Biological process (GO): peptidyl-proline hydroxylation to 4-hydroxy-L-proline
Cellular component (GO): endoplasmic reticulum
Molecular function (GO): protein binding; procollagen-proline 4-dioxygenase activity; L-ascorbic acid binding
Source: RefSeq, a predicted model, not a curated record
AUGUCGAGAAGAAGAAUUUUAAGCUUAAUUUUCUAUUUCAUUUCUGUUGGCAACAUUAAAUGCAAUGAUUACUAUACAUCAAUUUCGGGUUUGGAAACACUACUGAUGGUGGAAAAUCAUUAUCAUUGGGCAUUAAUUGAACAUAUUGAUGAAGUAGAGCGUUUGAAAAGUGGAUUGUAUAGUUUAAUUGAUGAGCUGGCUAUGGAAUAUAACAAAGUGAAUAAUAAUUCAAUGGAAUUGUAUUAUGAAUAUCCUGUGAAUGUGUUCAAGACCAUUAAUAGAAUUGCCGCAGAUUGGCAGGAGGCUUUAAAGUUGACACAACAAAUUGAAAGUUUAAAAGUUUAUAAUGAAACAUCAAAAAUACCCGAAGAUGCUGUUACCCUGCCAACAGAUGAUGAUUUGAGAGGAGCCGCUAGAGGGUUGUCACGCCUGCAGCAGAUUUAUAAAUUAGAUAUUACAAAUUUUACUAGAGGCUAUAUAAAAGAUCGAAAUUAUAGCUCCGAAAUGUCAGCAUAUAAUUGUUACAUUUUGGGUAAAAGUCUAUAUGAAUCCAAAGAAUAUUUAGCGGCCAGUGAGUGGUUAUUGGAGGCGUUAAAUAUGACGGAAGUUAUUGAAAAAUCAUUUUCUCAAAUAGAAAAUGAAGUAAGUUCGAAUCGGGAUAAAUACUAUAUUACACACGAUGCCAAUAAUGUAAAUGAGAACAGUGAAGCUCUAAACUAUGGUAUUUUCCCCUAUGUCAGUAUUGUGGAAAUUAUAGAAGUUUUAGGCCCAGCUUUAUUCUAUGGUGGAAAACCUGAGUUGGCAUUUGCUGUGAAUGAACGACUUCUUUAUAUGGAACCAGAAAAUGAAAGAGGACAAAAGAAUCAAGAACUAUUUGAAGCUAAAGUGAAGCUUAAUAGACGCACACGAUUUAUUAAAAGCGAAAAUGAAAAAGAAAAAUCCCAAGACCAACAACUCUAUGAAGAACUUUGUAAUGGGGAACUCGAACAGACUACUCAAGUACGAAGUAAAUUAUACUGUCGUUAUUGCAAUAAUAAUUUACCAUAUUAUUUAUUGGGCCCCCUGAAACUGGAGGAAUUAAAUAUAGAUCCCUUUGUAGCUGUAUAUUAUGAUGUGAUUUAUGAUCGUGAAGUUAAGGAAAUUAUUGAAACAUCCAAAACUCAAAUUGGAAAAUCUGCGAUUGGUAGUAACAAUAAUACAAAGGCUAAUGAAGUGCGAAUUAGUAAAAGAUCACGGCUGGGUUAUGAUACGCCAGUUAUGGCUAACAUUUCAAAACGUUUGGCCGACAUCACCGGUUUAACUAUGGAUAUGACCGAAAAUAUGACGGUAACAAAUUAUGGUAUUGGUGGCUACUAUGGAACACACAAUGAUUUUUCAGAGAGUCCAGAAGACGACUAUGCACAAAGUGGCAAUCGUAUUUUAACCGCCAUGUUUUAUCUCAGCGAUGUCGAUUUGGGUGGUGCAACAGCAUUUCCUCAAUUACGCCUUGCAGUGCCACCGAUUAAACACAGCUUACUGGUAUGGUAUAAUUUACAUAGAUCCUUAGAGCCAGAUUAUCGUACAUCUCAUGCUGGUUGUCCUGUACUGAAGGGUUCCAAAUGGAUUGGUAAUGUUUGGUUUCAUUCUGUGGGACAGGAGUUAGUAAGACCAUGUGAUGUUAAACCUGAUGGUGUAGUUUCUAAACAUGGGUAUUGA